AUGGAGGUGCGGGGUAUGGAUGCUAGCAAUGAUGGUUCAGCUUAUGAGGCAUUCGAGGAAGCACCUCACCAUGGCCACGCGGAGCUGGAGACUGAGGAAGAAGUUCUGUACGAAUGGUAUAACAUGCCAUUUGGUAUAUUUGUUGGGGUUAACAACCACUAUCAGUCAGUUGUUUUUGGGUGUGCAUUAUUGAGAGAGGAAAACGUUGAGUCAUUCAAAUGGCUUUUCAAGAUAUUCACUAAAGCUAUGCAAGUCAAGGAACCAGUGUCUAUACUUACAGAUAAUUGUCACCAGAUGGAUGUAGCAAUCAGUGAAGUAUGGCCACGUGCUAAGCAUAGAGUAUGCAAGUGGCAUGUCCUGAAGAAAGCAAAGAAAAACAUUGGAAAUAUAUAUAGCAGGAAGCGUAGUACCUUCAAGGAUGAGUUCCAUGAAGCAAUUAAUUUGCCUAGUACCCCUGAUGAGUUUGAAAGGGCCUGGAAAGCAGUAAGGGAGAAGUACGGUCUAGAAGAGAGUAUAUACUUGGAUAGGGUGUGGGACAUGAGGGAGAAGUGGGCACCUGCAUACUUCAAAGAGUACGAGAACUUCUUCUAUGAUAGAAUCCAGGCUGAGAACACUGAAGAAUUCCAUUGUUACAACGGGAAAGUGAGCACAACGACUUCGUCCCCAAUCGAGAGUCAUGCUGCAAUUGUUUACACCAGAGGUGCAUUUAUCAAAUCAUGCAAAGCAUUUGCAAAAGCUGACUUGGAGCCUGAAUUGCCUCCAACAUACAUGGCUUUCGAGGAUUUUCCCAUCUACAUGGCUAAUAAACAAAUCAAAAGUAUAGGCUCGUACCUGAUCAACGCCGUCUGGCUAGAGGACCAAACGCCGGGCGGAUCGCAACGCAGUUCGUCGCCACCGCUGAUAGAUGAGACCGCCGAGAAGAAGCGUCGUAUGCGCCGGACGCCGGUGACGCUAUGA
Molecule: messenger RNA, 957 nt
Organism: Panicum hallii
Lineage: Eukaryota; Viridiplantae; Streptophyta; Magnoliopsida; Poales; Poaceae
Product: protein FAR1-RELATED SEQUENCE 5-like
Exons: 8
Coding region: 1-957 (318 amino acids)
Biological process (GO): regulation of DNA-templated transcription
Source: RefSeq, a predicted model, not a curated record